This is a messenger RNA of Funneliformis geosporum, 867 nucleotides long. The record is from the annotation of a GenBank genome assembly. NCBI's taxonomy places the organism in Eukaryota, Fungi, Glomeromycota, Glomeromycetes, Glomerales, Glomeraceae.
AUGUUUCUGCAUUCUCGUACCAUUAAAAAUGCUUCAUUCAGUUUGCGCUUUAAGGCGACCCAGCUUUCUCAUGGUAUCUCAUUUGGACUACGAUAUAGGUCGGAACUUUGUAACAAGCAAAAGCUUGAGCAACUUGAAUCAUUGCUUAUGACACCACGUAAAGAAAAGAUGGUUAGGCAAUCCUUUAAUCUUGAACAAGUUUUAAAAACUGCGCAAAGAUUAGCAUUAGUAGAAAAGAGAGAUGACAUUGUAACAGACUUACUUUUAGCGUUUUCAGAGGGAACAAUAAGUAUAGGGAUUCCCAGCUGUAAACUUGAAGUUAAAAUGGGUGGUUAUUUAAUUUUCAAGGAUGAAAUAGCAUUGAAACCUUCAAAGCUUUUUGAAGAUCUUGAAAAUGCAAGAAGAACGAUAGUUAACACAUACUUAUUGGAAGCAGUUGACCAUAAGUAUGAUCCAAAAACUUACGACACCAAAAAAGAUAAAUUAGCAAUAUACCCAGAGUAUUAUGUCAAACCCCAAAAUAUUGAAAGAGAUUUGACUUUAAAGGAUUCAGUUGACUAUAUUUCUGCCGAAAGAGCAGAACCUAAUAAUCUGUUACUUCAAGCCAGGCAUAGUAUACCAAGCCAUUGUGUGUUCUGUGUCAUUGAAGCAAAGAAAGAUGAAUCAUUUUCUCAAGGUACUGGCGAACUUCUUGGAGAAAUGAAGGCGUUACAUAAAAGAGAAAAGAAACCUAUUAAUGGUGUGCUUACGGAUGGGUUAAGAUGGAUAUUCUACCAUUUAGAUGAUGACAUGUAUUAUGAAAGUGAAAUUAUCUAUCACAAAUACCAUUCUAAUAUUAUAUUGGGUGUAUUACACUAUUGGGUCUGA